AUGUUGUAAUUAUAGGAAUCAAAUUCUUAUUCAGAGAUCAAGCUUCCCUCUAUCGACAUACAUACUACUCAUAGACUUCCUAUUAAAAUGAACCCUAGUUAUAGAUUAAAACACACUAAUCCGAUAAGAGUGCAAUACUUAAGAUAUUUAGAUCGCAGGAGUUUGGAUUAAAAAUUGAAUGAGCCAUUUUGUUUAGAAAGAUUUGCUAAAAUUAACAAUUACUCCUAUGAAACCAGCUAUGAAUAUGAAUUGAAAUGCAGAAAACCCUAGAAAAAGACUUAACCUAAAGAGAAAAAAGUAUAUCAAAAGCCAACUCUAAGAUAUUUCAAUCCAGAAGACUCAGUAAUCCGUUAAGACGAAAUGGAUUUUAUAUUGAAUCCAAAGCCUAAUAAAUCUGUAACGUCAAAUAGCAAAGUCUAUAUUUCUGAAUGA
Messenger RNA from Paramecium tetraurelia, 432 nucleotides. RefSeq lists its product as uncharacterized. The transcript has 2 exons. The record is from RefSeq and is a predicted model, not a curated record. Lineage: Eukaryota; Ciliophora; Oligohymenophorea; Peniculida; Parameciidae.